Messenger RNA from Phytophthora infestans T30-4, 456 nucleotides. RefSeq lists its product as uncharacterized. The record is from RefSeq and is a predicted model, not a curated record. Gene Ontology annotation, cellular component: membrane. NCBI's taxonomy places the organism in Eukaryota, Oomycota, Peronosporomycetes, Peronosporales, Peronosporaceae. The transcript has a single exon. The coding region runs from base 1 to 456 and encodes 151 amino acids.
AUGAUCGUUUUCCUGCGUUUAAUCGACAACACGGCUGCGCGAUUCGGACUUCUGGACAUCGCUCGGUGUGGGGACUAUGGAGAUCCGCCACUGAUGAGGAUUUGGUGGACACAGUUCUUCGCGUAUCUAACGGCACUUACACUCAUGAAAGUGGUUGAUGUUUUAAUUCUCUGGAUCUUCUUCCCGGACAUUGCGUACUUUGCUACAAGGCUGUUUUCAACCUUCAAGCACCAUCGACACUUGGAAUUAUCUCUCGUGAUGCUCGUGAUCCCAGGAUGUUGCACUUCCGCCCAAUUUUGGAUCGUGGAUUCGUUUCUGAAAAGUGACGACAACCAACUCAAAGUUCUCGUAGCCGACAGUGAAAAACGAUGGAUCAGUCAAGAUGUCGUAGUAGGUUUACCACCGCCAUCAGUGUCUCAAGGUGACGAGUCUGUCAAAAGUGUUAGUCCACUUUAA